AUGAGAUCAGAAAGGCGUAAAGUUGGUACCAGUUACAUACUUUUCUACCGGACCCUCGGCCUCCCCAACACACUCUUGAUACGAAAAAAAUUCGAGGGUCAAAAAAUAUGCACGAACUUACCUAUUUCUAUCUGUGCUUACUGCAGCUAUCUGUUGGUCUUGGAUCGAACAAACUGGAAAUCAAACAUCCUUACAGGGCUCUUAAUCCCCUACAUUUUCUUUACCCUUCCUUCAAUAUUGUUCAACUUCUUCAGGGGACAGAUUGGAAGAUGGAUUGCUUUAGUUGCUGUCAUCUUACGGAUUUUCUUUCCUAAACAUUUCCCAGAGUGGCUUGAAUUGCCGGCUGCAUUGAUUCUUCUUAUAGUCGUUGCUCCUAGUUUAAUUGCAAACACCGCGAGGGGCGACUGGAUUGGCGUUGUAAUAUGUCUCGUCAUCGCUGGUUAUUUGCUGCAAGAACACAUCCGGGCAGCCGGUGGGUUCAGAAAUGCUUUCACAAAAGCCAAUGGCGUAUCGAAUACCGUUGGCAUAGUUAUUCUGUUCGUCUACCCUGUUUGGGCAUUGGUGCUUGACAUCCUAUAGACUUUACAACCAUUCUUGCCAUCACAUGGAGUCUUCUGUGAUUUGGACAUUGUGUUAAAUUCCUUUUUUGUAUUUAAUUCAUGUAGACACCAACAAAAUUCAUAUUUUCGUUGUGUUUACCUACGAGUCUAGUUUGUAUUUAUGAAAAUGUGAGCAGAAACCUUGUGGAAGAGACUUAUUUUUCUUUGAUGUAGAGAGAGCUCAGUAUUUGUUCAAUGAUUCUUGAAGGA
Molecule: messenger RNA, 809 nt
Organism: Prunus avium (sweet cherry)
Lineage: Eukaryota; Viridiplantae; Streptophyta; Magnoliopsida; Rosales; Rosaceae
Source: RefSeq, a predicted model, not a curated record